This is a messenger RNA of Aspergillus saccharolyticus JOP 1030-1, 954 nucleotides long. RefSeq lists its product as uncharacterized. Bases 400 to 747 code for a protein of 115 amino acids. The transcript is spliced from 2 exons. NCBI's taxonomy places the organism in Eukaryota, Fungi, Ascomycota, Eurotiomycetes, Eurotiales, Aspergillaceae. The record is from RefSeq and is a predicted model, not a curated record.
GCAUUGUUGAAUUCUCAAAAGCACCUAGCAAGCAAAACCCGCCCCCAUAAGUUUCUUUCUGCAAAUCAUAGACCAGAAGAGACAGGUUGGGGAGCUUCAACUAUUUGGAACGUUUGUGACUUGCCAACAGAGAUUCACAAAAUCGCUCGAGCUGAUGGCCAAGCGACGGCGCAACGCAUUUCGUCCUCCAGUGCCUACUCUGACCAUUUCAUUACCUCUAUGUAAAUCUUAGCAGGGCAUAUGAUAGGUUAUGAUGAUUUUCAACAGCAAUACAGUCUAGUCAAUCGGGACUACCCUACAUAUAUAACGAGUGCUCUCCCUUUUCUCAGCAUUACAAUUCCAACCAUCCACAAUCUUCAGGCUGUGCGAAUUUACCAUAGGUUUUACCACAUAUGAGCAAUGUCGAAAAUCUCCAAAGCCGCAUUCGAAGGGUUAGCUAAGAAAAUACGCGAGAACUCCGAUGCCUUGAAGAACCUCACUUUUGCCGAUAACCAGACUUCAAAGACUGCCGUGAAGACCAAGGACCUUCGAUUUGAUGUGCACCGAAAUACUAGAGAUCCAACAAUGGCAACCGGAAUAAUCCAGGCGAACAGUCAGGCAGAAGAUAGGACAGUGCAGAAUUUCAUCAAGGGGAAAACUGGUGGACACAAGGGUACACACCAGGUCAUUGGAGAGAAGAUCACUUUUGGUCUUGGGGAGAACUUCAAAGCUGAUGAUGUCGCAUCUGCGGUCGAAAAUACUGAGUAGAGUCGAGUCUAGACAAAGCUCUUGUCGGCAUUAGUUACUGCCAAACCUCAUUCUAAUGCCUCCACUAGCUCGAUGACUCUAUCGGUUAGCAUAAACGUGAUAAUGUUCUUGUUUGCCAUAUACAACUGGCAAAUGACAUCUACAGACUAUUCUUCGACCGCGAUGAUUCUUCAAGUAGUACACUAAAUAAUCGAAAAUAUAUUCUUG